Messenger RNA from Panonychus citri (citrus red mite), 3853 nucleotides. Its product is annotated as serine/threonine-protein kinase TBK1-like. The transcript is spliced from 10 exons. NCBI's taxonomy places the organism in Eukaryota, Metazoa, Arthropoda, Arachnida, Trombidiformes, Tetranychidae. Gene Ontology annotation, molecular function: ATP binding; protein serine/threonine kinase activity. Gene Ontology annotation, biological process: peptidyl-serine phosphorylation. Gene Ontology annotation, cellular component: cytoplasm. Bases 294 to 2543 code for a protein of 749 amino acids. The record is from RefSeq and is a predicted model, not a curated record.
UGUUGAUUCUUGUUUACCUUUUUCUCUCUCUAAUUUUGUUAAUUUUAUUUAGAAUUUAAUAAUUUAAUGUGUAACCCAAACAAUCAACAAUCUUUUUAAUUGUUUCUCUGGUUUAAUCUGAGAAAGAAACACAAUUUAAGUGAAAGAGAGAAAGUGAAAGAGACAACAUGUGAAUCAAGUGAUACGUUUUCUUUUUGUGUAUCAUUACCUUUAUUUUUGUUUUCUUCUUGUUUUCAUUUGAUUUUUAAUUAUGUUGAACAAUUAAAUUCUAUUCUUUCUAAAUUGUUACCAUUAUGGCUUACCUGAGGAGUUCUCGUAAUUAUGUUUGGAAUGUGAAUAAUGUUCUGGGCAAAGGGGCUACCGGGGCAGUUUAUUCGGGUGUCAAUAAGUAUACUGGUGAUCCUGUUGCGGUGAAAUCUUUUAAUCAUGCCUCUCAUAUGAGACCUUAUGAAGUUCAAGAGAGAGAAUUUGAAGUUCUAAAGAAAGUAAAUCAUCAGAAUAUUGUUCGUUUAAUUGCCAUUGAAGAAGAGAAUGAAUCUCACCAUAAAGUAUUAAUCAUGGAACUUUGUACUGGAGGAAGUUUAUUCAAUAUUCUUGAUGAUCCAAUUAAUUGUUAUGGUCUUGAGGAGAAAGAGUUUAUUGCUGUUGUCAAACAUUUAGCUGCGGGUAUGAAACAUCUAAGAGACAUGCACAUAAUCCAUAGAGAUUUAAAACCAGGUAAUAUAAUGAAAUUUAUCGGUGAAGAUGGUAUUUCGAUUUACAAGUUAACGGAUUUUGGUGCUGCUCGAGUCUUGGAGGAUGAUCAGCCAUUCAUGUCACUUUAUGGAACUGAAGAAUAUCUGCAUCCCGAUAUGUAUGCACGAGCCGUUCUUCAUAAAUCAGCUGGUAAAUCGUUUCGUGCCAAUGUUGACCUUUGGAGUAUUGGAGUUACUCUUUUUCACAUAGCAACUGGAUCUCUACCGUUUAAACCUCAUGGAGGAAGAAAAAACAAAGAAACUAUGUUUAAAAUAACAACAGAAAAACAAUCAGGAAUCAUCUCGGGAUAUCAACAUACAGAAAACGGUGAAAUCGUUUGGAGUCGAAAUCUCCCGCAAACUUGUCUCCUUAGUCCAGCUAUCCAAGGAUUGAUUGUUCCUUUAUUAGCUGGAAUUAUGGAAUGUGAUUCUCAUAAAAUGUGGUCGUUCGAAAAAUUUUUCUCCACCGUAACUCAUGUUCUAUCUCAUAAUGUACUUUAUAUUUUUUAUAUCAAUCAUAUGGAAGAUGUGGUAAUUUAUCUUCAUCCAUCCGUAGGAACUCUUAACGAUUUAAAACAUAAUUUGGAAACUAAAGUAUCAAUUCCAGCCAAAAGUGCACUUCUCCUUUGGAAUAAGCAACAAAUCCAUGAUCUAUCGGAAGUUAAUUGUUCACCAGAUAAUCCAAUUUUACUUCUAAAUUCCGAUGUAACCAAAUUAAAGCCAAGUCCUUUAUUAUCGAAACAAUUACCGAAAUUUCCAGUUAUGCAUACAACAUUAACCAAUCUCGAAGAAGAUGCUCAAAAGUCUAAAAUUUGUUCCUCUAUAGCUUAUGCAUAUUCCAGAGCUAUCGAAAAGUGUGUUCUCUAUUAUCAAUUAGCCAACAUAACUCCAAUGCAUGUUAUAUCACUGAUUGAUUCCAAUUUGCGUUUACUUACUGAGAAACAACAAGCUUGCUCCCAUUUUUUCAACUCAUUAACACACCAAUUGGCUUAUUUCAGUGAUGUAGAUGAUUAUCUUAAACAUAUCGCUCAACUAUUAAAUUUGGAGGAAUCUGUUAGCAUUAAUUUUGAAUCAAUGGCCAAGGGUCACAUAUUGUUUGAAAGUUUAUCUGAUUAUUCAUCAACUUUGAUGCCCAAGAUGACAUGUAUGAAGGAAAAUGUUAAAAAUCUACAAGAAGAUUGGUAUAAGAUGAACAAAUCGACGGGUGAAGUGGACAUUGAAACAGCUAAAUCAAGGUCAAAAUAUUAUUCUCAAAAGAUUCGUGAAUCUUGGCAAUUAUUGCAUAAAGACAAAGCAGCUCGAAAUUUAACUGUGGCCGAAGAUCAACUUCACCAAUUGGAGAAGGUUAAAAUUGAUACUAAUUCUAAAAAACUGAAAGUUCUAAUGGAGGAUAUUUGCUGUACUGCGCUGUCAGAGAUUACAAAACGACUCGAAAAUUGGUACACUGGUGCUCAAGUUGCGCUCAAACAAUCGGAAUGUUUAUUUAAAGAGUUCUCAAUAUUUACCAAUAAUUGCGAAGAGUUACAACAGUGUUUGAAUAAAGUUCGAGAUGAUCAGAAAUGCCUUUGGCAAAUUACGUUUAAAAAGAUUGAACCCAAAAUGAAGGAAUCAGUCGUUUCAUCGUCGACAAUCAAUUUGACGGAAAAAUUGGCCGAUGGUCUGAAUGAUGGUACUCGAGAUUAUCGAAAUCUUCAAAAGUUUCUAAGAGAAUACGAUGAGAAAAGAGAAAGGUUUUUCUCCUUGGUUGAAGAGAAUCGAAAUCUAGUAAAUGAAUUCGAAUCAAUUUCAUUAAGAGAUAAUCAACAAUAAAUCGAUGUGAUAAUCAAUGUUUACUAUUAAAUUCCUGUUCACCUGAUGGAUAAAAAUACUGGAUUAACGAUUAAUAUUAAUCAUAGAUCUGAAUUUUCUCUAAUUAUUAAUCAUGAUCAUGGUUUUUACAAUUGCCUUCUUAUUGAUUUUAUUAGAUUGUUAACAAUUAUUACAAUGAUUAACUUUACCUGAUUUUCCAAGAGCAAAAUCAACACAUUAAGCAUAACAAUAAUAAUUUAAUUGUUGCCUUAUAGCAUUUAAAUUUGGAUUCAAUUCCCGUUAAAUUGUCUUUCCAUUUAAUCAUUCUGCAAUUAACUAAUCAUUCCCAAUUAAUUUUUGGUGUAAAUCUUCAUCUUCAAUUUUACCUGAUAAAUUGAAAACACAAAAAAUUAUCAAUCAAAGUAAAUUAUCAAUUUUACUUUGAACAAUUCAAAAUAAAAAUAAAAAUGCAAAUCUAAUGAUCUAAAUUAUGAUCAUCACUAAUUAAACUGUUAUCCAAUUCACCGAAACAUUUACAUUGUUUCUCAAUUUCCUGAGAUUAGAAACAAUUUAUCAUUGGAAAAUUAUUCUAACCAAGAAUUGAAAAUCAAUCAAUGGCUAAUUGUUGUUGAUUAAGAUAAAUGAUAUGAUAAAAUUGAAAAAAAAAUUAAUAAUAAAACAAAAAAAGAUUAAAAUUGAAAUACAAUAUGAUUCAUAUGUAUGGAUAUCAUGAAAUUCAUCAUGAAUUUUUUUCAGGUCAAUCAACUCAAUCAGUUGAAUGAAAUCCAUAGACUCAGUCAGAGAUUAUUCAACUUACAUGGUAAACAAUUUUCUAUCUAUUCCAUCAGAAGAUUAAUCAAUUGAAACAGAAUUUCAAAUCUUUCGAACGAUUAAAAUUCUAGGAAAAUUGGAAAGGUGAACAAUUAACCUGAUUGAUUGUCAUUGGAAAUCGAAAGUGAAUUACAAUUAGAACAAAAUUUGAUUACAAUUAACGAAGUACAAUAAGGUAACUGUAAGAAAAUUAGAGUAAAAGAGAUAAUAGAAUUUUCUUUUUGCGCCGUCGUCGAUUCCUCUUCGAACCAGGAACAGUUCUUGAACCCAGAAUUCGAGAGAGUUACCUUUCUGAUCAUCAUCAUCUUCUUCUUCUCUAUCAUCCUCAUCAUCCUUUCGAAUUCUCUUUCUUCUCUUCUCAUCUCUUUCUUCAGUACAACAAACUCCAAGUCACUUGUUAUUAACCAGGGAUAAAACUCCCAACAGUUUUUGAUACAAUUCUUACUCCCAGUUAUUAAUUGUUGUUAAUUUCUCGAUAAAUAUUAAAUUGUUGUUGAUUC